Messenger RNA from Porites evermanni, 641 nucleotides. Lineage: Eukaryota; Metazoa; Cnidaria; Anthozoa; Scleractinia; Poritidae. The record is from the annotation of a GenBank genome assembly.
AUACACGACUUUCAUAAUGGCGGACCCCGCGCGAAACCUGGUUCGAGCGGCGUGAAAACGAGGCCAGAAAGGCCAGCGUCGCGUCGCUUCUCUUGUUGUUUACAACACAAGCACGGCCAAAAGCACCGAAAAUGGCGAGUACAACGGACAAUUCAAGCAAUUCAAAUGCGAUUCCUCUUACGGAAAACGAUAUUCCCGGCGCUUCUCUACUUGGACGAAAACCUGAGGAGUUGAAAAACUCAGAACUUAAAUUCUGGCUGAAAUGUCGCGGAGACACAGGGAAAGGUUUGAAGACAAAAGCGGAGCUAGUGAAACGAGUGUACGAGUACAUACGAAGCGGCAAGGACAAACAGAUCAUAGAUCCAGAUCCACAUAAAAUAUAUAGCCGUAGAAAGCAAAAGCAAGGCACAAGUUCAGAGCUUGUCAAGGAAAGUACAGCGGCUGCAGAGUUUCCAACUACUGGAUGGGGAACGUCGUUGGAGAAGAUGCCAAUGUUCACGCGACUGCAAAUGAAUCACCACGUGUUGAAGUCCGGGAAAACCAUUGGUAAUAUUGAUCAUCACACCGUCCCGACGGGGUUGGUAAAGGCCAGGCGCUUCUUAGAUGACGAAUAUCUGGAAGAUAUUGAAUGUGCCAGUGAU